This is a messenger RNA of Closterium sp. Naga37s-1, 1605 nucleotides long. Lineage: Eukaryota; Viridiplantae; Streptophyta; Zygnematophyceae; Desmidiales; Closteriaceae. The record is from the annotation of a GenBank genome assembly.
AUGGCAUGCCUCACGACUGUCACAGCAACAGAAGCAGCAGCAGCAGCAGCAACGCGCGGCGGGCCUGAUAAUUCUCUCUUCCGCUACCGCGGCGUGCGGCAGCGCACGUGGGGGAAGUGGGUGGCGGAGAUCCGCGAGCCGCGACGCAAGGUGCGCCUAUGGCUCGGCUCUUUCGUGUCCGCGGAGCAAGCCGCGCGCGCGUACGACCGCGCGGCGCGGAAGCUGUACGGCGCGGACGCGGUGCUUAACUUCCCCGCUGGCCCCCCGCCUGCCGCAGCGCCUGCUCCGAACGGGAAAUGUCCCCCCUCCGCCAGCGCCGAGAACCUCGAAUCGUCCAUCACGAGCGCCGCGAGUGGCGGAAGCCGAAUCGACCCCGUCACAGUGGUUCCUGCGGUUCACCCCCGAGCAACACCCGUCGGCCCCGGUACAAGCACAUCGUGGAGCUAUAACCUUCGCAACCACCGCCGCGAUAGCAGCGAGAGUAACAGCUUCCCGAGGUUGUCAAAUUUCCCCAUUCCCGCCCCUAAUCCCGCCCCUAUUCCCGCCCCUAAUGCCGCUCCUGCUACUCCUGCUCCCAUUCCUACGGCUAAUCCCACUGCCGCUUUCGGCGCAAGUACCAGCGGCGGCACCAGCGGUCUCCCCAGCUGCCCGUCGCCAUGGCUCGCGCGUUUCAUGCUCGAGAUCCAGGAGAUGCGCAAACUCGCCGAGAUUCGCGGCCUUGCCGGGAGUUCAGGCUUCGGUCGCGAGAUCCACGCGCAGCAACCAAGCCGCGGCGCGCAGCCGCCAAGCAGCGACGCCUCGUCAGAUAUCGCGACGAAUCAGAGUCGGACUUUCGCGGCGGCGGCGAGCUGCCAGGCCCGUGAGUCGUUGCUACCGCCUUCGCUGCCCAAUGUGUUCCCCGUCGCGAGCCUGGUACCAGCUCUCCAGGCGCUUACGGCGAAGCUUCCUGGAACAACUCCAAAGGCUGCUGCUUGGUCGAGUCAGAGGACGCGAGUAGCCGAGGUGCUAGGAGCGAUGCAGACGCUACCACCGUUCGUUCUGCCUGCUGCUGCACCGUUGAACAAGCCCCUGUGCCGUCAGCCGCCUGCCAUCCCUGCUGCUCCAGCAGCUGUGCACUUGUCCGCAUCGCACCUGUCAGCACCGCACCCGACCGCAUCGCACCCGACUGCAUCUCACCCAUCUGGAUUGCACCCGUCGGAAGCAUACCCACGAGCAAGCUCUCUCCCAGCGUUUAGCGACCCCCAGCAGAUCCUCCUGGAGCACUACUUGAGGCUCUCGAAGCUCCACGUGGCAAUGCAGGGUUAUAACUCUGCAGCCGCCCCUGCCACGUCAGCAGGCUUGGUCCUGGUGAAAAAAGAAGAGGCAUCAGGCAUUGCAGUGACGCCUGUGGGAAAGUCCCUGGGCGUUCAGGGGAAAGGGAUCCAAGGAGCAUUGGAUGGGAUGCAUGGGGCGAGUGAGCAGAGCUGCUUGAGCCCAGGGAAACGGGCGCGAUGCGAGGAGGUCCGCGGUGGAGAUGGGUCCGGUGCUUUGCAGGGUGAUGUGGAUGGCGCUGGAGGGGGACGUUUGGGGAUUGGAGGGAUUGGAAAUGCUGCUUCCAGGACUUAG